CUGAACUGAAAGUGUUCAGUCAGUUGGUUCAGACUCCAGAUUUUAACGGCACAGAAAAGAAAGAGGGAAACUGAAGGCUGACGCAGACUGACUGAAGUCCAGAGGAUGAGUGAUUGGGUGGAGGAAGACGAGGACAGACCAGAGUCCUCAGGAUCCAUUUCUUUCAACACCGACCGGUCCAAAGACGAUCCUUCAGUCCUAGGUAAUAAACCUGGAUCUUUAGCUACAAGAGGGAGGAAGAGGAGUGAUGUCUCUGUGGAGGAGCAGCUGUCCUGCUGUGCUCUGAGAGAACUGAACCUAAGUGGAAAGAAGCUGCAGGAUUCAGGAGUGAGGAUCCUGUCUGCUGGACUGGAGAGUCCAAACUGUCGACUGGAGACUCUGAGAUUUUGGCACUGCAGUUUGUCAAAGAUCAGCUGUUCUUCUCUGGUCUCAGCUCUGAAGUCCAACCCCUCCCACCUGAGAGAACUGGAGCUGGGAGAAAACUACAAUCUGCUGGAUUCAGACCUAGAGGAUCUGUCUGAUCUUGUGGAGAGUCCAGACUGUCGACUGGAGACUCUGAGGGUCAAUGGCAAGGUGACUAAAGCUUCCAGAGACAAAACCAGUGACUCUGAUGUCAAACUGGACCCAAACACAGCAGAGAGGAAGAUGGACGUGUCUGAGGACGACACAGAGCUGAUGAAGCGUCCAUCAAGCUUCACACCUCAACGGAAAACUGAAUCUACAAAAGUCUCAUACAGGUUCAGGUGUCCUGGUCCAGGUGGGUUCCAGUGUACUUUGACUGGACUGGUUUUUGUUGUGGCUCAGGAGGCGGCGCUGCUCUACAGGACUGUCCAAUGGGAUGAGAGCCUCCUCCAGUCAGCUGGAAAGACACCAGCAGGGCCGCUGUUCAAUAUCCAGUGUCCUGAGGAAGCAGUGUGUGAGCUCCACCUCCCACACUGUGAAACAAAGGACGCGUUGCGUUAUGAAGGCCUGCUGUCUGUUGUCCACAUCAGUGAUGAUGGACUGAGCAUCUUGGAGCCACUGAAGGUCACGGACACUCAUGUGGUGGUGAAGGUCCCUCACCUCUCUGCCUUUGGCCUGGUCUGGGAUACAGUGAAACGGUUUCUGAACAUCAAACUGCCAGUAAACGGACAAGUCCUGCUGUUUGUCCGACCUCCAGAUCCAUGGCCUCCGGUACUGGAUGUAUUUCUGCUGCAGAACAACAUCCCUGUGUCAGAGGUUGCCGCCCAACAAGGAGAUGCUGAAAACAUCAAGAUCUCUGCUGACUGUAAACUGAGCAUGGGUCAAACUUACAGUGUCCACUGUGAACCUGAGGACGUAGAAAUACAGCCUGAGUGCAUGCAGUUUCACUCAAGGUAUGGAGCAAAUUUCCAUCCAACAUUUGAGGUUUUCUUGACUUCGAACUCCAAGAAAGUGACUGUGACGGUCCAAGACAAGGAGAGGAGAGACGUCUGGAAACGUACCUUUUAUCUGCCAGUGAGUGUGCAGCCUGCUGCUGAAGAAGGUUUGUGCUCAGAGGAUCCAACAUCAUUAAAUCAAGGUCGUGGUGCAUCAGGGACUCCGGGUGUCCCAACAUGGUCUAUGAGUGUCCUAGCAUGGACUCUGAGUGUCCUAGCAUGGACUUCGAAGGUCCCGUUAUGGACUCUGAAUGUCCCAGCUGAAAAGACGCUGAUGUCUGUCCGAACACAGUUUAUCAACAGGGUGUCUGAACCUGUUCUUCGUACGCUGCUGGAUAAACUCCUGGAGCGUGGGGUGAUAACUGAUGGUGAAAUGGAGUCUGCUGGAGCACUAAGCAGGGCAGACAAAGCUCGAGUGGUGAUCGACACGGUACGAAAAAAAGGAUCACAAGCCAGUGCAGCUCUGAUUGCUGCUCUCCGUGAGGUAGAUUCAUGCCUUUCAACAGAGCUGAACUUAAUGUGAAGCAGGAACACUGUCUGUCAGGGUGUUUCUGCCAGCACAUCUUUAAUCCUGGAGUUUCUCUUUUAAACUGUUUCUCUGUUAUUUAAGAACAUUUGAUAAAAAAACCUUAAAACUCCCAAACAUCAACAAACAACAGAGGUUUGAUUUUGAGGUGAAAUGAAAGUCUAUCCUGCUGUGACUCAUCAAGAUUUGUAUAUUGACACAAAUGUGGACGUGCUCUUACUGAAUAUUUGUUACUGGAGCUUUCAGGUCAAUAAAUACACUUUUUUUAAUCUCAAAUCUUCUGUGUUGUAGCCGUGUUGUCCGAAACAAGACGAGCAUCAUCCAGCUGCUCAGCAGAAAACUUAAAAGUGUCUAUACUGACAUGAGGACAGUAUGAGUCAGUGCUGAACAAACGUGAUGCGUUCAUGUACUGACGUGCAUUUGAAUGAUGGUGUAGCUUCUAUAGAAGGUGGACACUAGAACCAUAUGACCAGGUGAGAAGCACAAAUUGGUAAACAGGCCUGAACAGGCUGCCAACAUGAAGUGUUGUAGUUUUUUAAACAUAACUAUUCUUGUAGGUUCAGAAGCAGAAAAGAGGAAACUUAACAGUCAGCUGCUCCAGAGGUAUGUACGAUAUGAAGUUAGUGCUGUAAAAGAUCAAUGUUCAUUUAGUUCUGUUUGUUUACAGGCAGCACUGACUGCUGUUUGUUUGUUUGUUUAGACAAACUGUGGACAGUUGUAAAUAACCUCCAUGUGGUUUGUUUUGUUG
This is a messenger RNA of Seriola dumerili (greater amberjack), 2671 nucleotides long. RefSeq names its product NACHT, LRR and PYD domains-containing protein 1b allele 2-like. Gene Ontology annotation, biological process: regulation of apoptotic process. The record is from RefSeq and is a predicted model, not a curated record. The coding region runs from base 106 to 1920 and encodes 604 amino acids. Lineage: Eukaryota; Metazoa; Chordata; Actinopteri; Carangiformes; Carangidae. The transcript has 13 exons.